AUGCAACUUCGCAAGAGCAUUCGCCCACCAGAGCGCUUCAACCAAGAUCAGUUCUACAGCCCAUGUACACAGAGAUCUUUACGUGUGCCACAAAGCCAAGACUGCAUUCAUAGCACUCCCUUUGAUCCCAAUCUACCUCCGGCAGCUUUUCCUACGCUAGAUCAUCCGUCUCCCCCCAGCCUACGCGAUAAAGAAAGAGGACAUUGGAAAGGACAGGAGGCAGAUCUCUCCAAGCGCCCCAGAGGGCAGGAGAAAGAUGACGAAUGUACCGAGAACAAGCGUGUGCGUGGGGUAGAUACAGGCGUACAGAUCAGACCUCCAGCAUCAGGUCAAAAUUGUAUCUUAGACAACGGGGACUUUGACCCGGUCUACAGGAGAAAUAUGACCAUUCUUGCUAAUGUUGGUCGGGAGCCAUCGAUCGAGAGAUAUCUAAUGGACAGCGACAUGGAUGUAGCCAUGAAUGAUGCCCCUGACGAGGAGGAUAUAGAGGUACGUUGA
Aspergillus luchuensis is the source of this 498-nucleotide messenger RNA. RefSeq lists its product as uncharacterized. Bases 1 to 498 code for a protein of 165 amino acids. The transcript has a single exon. Lineage: Eukaryota; Fungi; Ascomycota; Eurotiomycetes; Eurotiales; Aspergillaceae. The record is from RefSeq and is a predicted model, not a curated record.